UUUCCCGAAAUAUUCUGAUCAGAAGAACAACACAUUGCAGAGGGAAUUAUAUUUUAAUACCAGACACGGUUCCUGUUUUAUACAGCAGUCUCUCCCACGAGUUCUCUAAUCGCGUCCGUCCCCUUUUCUUUUUUUACUGCCGUUGCUUCCUAAAAAGUCCCUAAAGCUCCUAUUCAGAAUGUCACUCGUCUGCUGUUUUAUCUGCAUUGUCCAACAGCUCGCAGGCGGCGGCACCCGUCUCUUUGUCCUCUCCUUCGGUGUCCCUCACCUGUUACACUCAACAGAUUAAAAAAAAAACUAUCCAAUCUCGGCUUGCACAGAAAACUCCCUCUUUUCUGGUGCUUUCAACUCGACUCCCCUCCGCGAACUGACAGUGCAGUCUAGACCCCCGCAGCGACCCCCCUCCUCCUCCCUCUUUGUAUCGCGCUGCUGUAGCAGAAGGAACCUCCACACUUCACUCUCGCCUCGGUACAGGAUAAGGCACGGAAAUCAUGGCUCUGCUGAAGACCACUUCAUCAGUCCUUGUACUUUGCUCCGUUUUCGCGACUUUGCAAGUGUCAGCACUGGUGAUGGUGACCAUGAAGGACCAGGUGGAAGUGUUCCAGGGAGAUACGGCACACAUUCCCUGCAGAGCCACCUUCAGCAAGACGCCCAGUGCUGUGCAUGUACAGUGGUUUGUGCGGGGGAGCAGCAGCCGGGAGCGGAUAUAUUUCAAGGACAGGAAUGUCAGCGUCGCGGACAACGGCACAGGGUACACGGGCCGCAUCAGCAUCGGCGACGACAACACCCUCACCAUCGCCGACGUGCAGCUCAGGGACGCCCGCGACUUCAUCUGCCAGGUCGGGGGCAUGUCAGCUGGCAAGGGGGAGAACAGGACCGAGCUGAAGGUCUACGUGACUCCGGAGUUCCCUGUGAUUGAGGGCAGCCACUCUGGAUUCUCCGUCACCAGUGACGAACAGUCAGAGAUCGCGUCCUGUGAAGUCAGGAAUGGCUACCCCCAGCCCAAUGUCACCUGGUACCGCAAUCACUCUCCCCUGCACCCACAUGAGAACCAGAUCACAGUGGUGCCACAAGUGACCAAGGAGUCCAAUGAACUCUUCUCGGUGAAGAGCAGCCUGCUCUACAAGGUCUCCAAGGAAGACAAAGAUGCCACCUUCUAUUGCGAGGUCACCUACUCUGCCCCAGGAAGUCUUAAGAUGGUCGAAUCAGAGCGCAUCAACAUCACCGUGCACUAUCCAACCACCAAGGUGGAGCUGGUGAGCGAGUCCCCUCAGGGCCUGAUUAAAGAAGGUGACACUGUGAAGCUGCGUUGCCGUGGUGACGGAAACCCACCCCCACAGUACACGUUUUAUUCAACCAGGUCAACGUCUACUGAGGAGACCGAACUGAAAUCUCAGUCUGACCUGUUGACCCUGGAGGAAGUGGCUCGGACAGACAGUGGACUUUACCAAUGCAAGACCCUGGACCUGGACACAUUUGAAGAGCUCACAGCAAACCUGGAGAUCUUAGUCCACUAUCUGGACCCUGUUGUGCUGAAACCCUCAGACACUGUUAUCGCUGUGGAGGGAGACCGUCUGAUAGUGUCCUGCAAUGCCCUGUCUUCUCUGAAAACCCAGGUUGUGUGGAAGAAGAAGGGGGAGUCCAUCUCAGCAGGCAACACGCUGACCCUGACGGAGGCUACCUUUGACACAGCGGGAGAGUACGUCUGUGAGGUCAGCGUGCCGGAGCUGCCUGGGCUGGAGAAGAGUGCUUCGCUGAUGGUGCUUGUGCAGGGAAUACCAAGGCUGAACAUGCAUCCUGAGACAGAGAUAGAGGAAACUGUGGGAAAGUUUGUGAACCUCACGUGUGAAGCCCGCGCGUACCCCCAGCCCAAAAUCCACUGGGUUAUAUCUGGCACUCAGGACUGGCGGGAGGUGUUCAGCCACGCGGGUGAGCAGCAUGUGGUCAGUGUGGUGACCGUCAGGGUGACCUCCGGCCUCCAGGCGGCUUGCAAUGCUUCGAACGAGGCCGGCUUCGAAGAGCAUCUCUUCGCCAUCUCAGCCACUCCUCUGGUAACUACCUCUACUGCUCCGUCCACCACUGUCACAAAAUCCAGAGAGAAGAUUGUGAAAAAAGAGGGCAGUGGCGUCAUCAUCGCGGUCAUCAUCGUGUGUAUCCUCCUCCUCGCCAUCCUGGGCAGUGUCCUCUACUUCCUGUACAAGAAGGGCAGGAUCCCCUGUGGCCGCUCGGGCAAGCAGGACAUCACAAAGGAAAAAACCACGAAGGACGACAUCGUUGUGGAGAUGAAGGCAGAAAAGCCAGCUGAGGAGACAGUGCUGCUACAGGGAGUCAAUGGUGAAAAGAAACCCCCCAGUGACCAGUAAAGUGCGAGAAAUACAUCGACCUGCGGAACUGAGGCCCGGAACGGAAAAGGGUGUAAAAGAGAUGGAAAAUCGCUUGCUCCUCCUUCGAGUUUUGCGCAAGGUGUCAUUUUAGCAAAGCAGAUCCUCCUGUAGAUACGUUCAUGAGCCCUUUUAGAAUCCCGUCCCCACACAGCUAGUCACAGCUCGAGACGGCUCCUUUCAGAGAGGGACAUUCGGAAACGAAUCCCAGAUGGGGCGACCAAAACUUCUCUCGGAGACAAAAACGUUAAUUUUUUAGUUGAAAAUCCCUUUUUUUUAUACUUUGUGUUUUUUUUUAUUUCCAUUGCCAUUCCAGGCAAUGGGUGUAAAUGAUGUUUAUUUUUGUUGUGCGUGGCGUUUGUAAUAUAUACUGUAGUAUUUAAAAUAACUUCACGACAAAACGACUUUAAAACAGAAAUGGCACCGGUACUUCAAUCACGGCGGCUUCCACUGUGCUUAACGCAAUUUCUUUUUUGAUGUUUUAGCUUUCCCUUUUCGAUAGAAGAAUCGAUAGAACGCCCCUAACCCGAACCCUAACGCUAACACAACACUGAGAUACUGCGAGCUCCAUCCUUACAGAGUGAUGCAGAGACCACUGUGCUAGACUGGUGUCUCUCGUACCAGUAGGCCCUCUAGUUUUAGCCCUUAGCUUUCAGAUCUCUUACAUAUCUUACAGCCUGUGCCUUGUUCAUUUGGCUGCCAAUUGCAUGGCUUGUUAAGAACACACAUGCAAACAGAAGGAUCCUGUUCACGAAACCCUCACGUUUUGGUUUUGGUUGAGAUCGACGACGAAACAGAAUAUCAGGCUCCUUUUUGGCUCGGACACAUUAUCACCGAAUCAUGCUUGGGCACGCAGCAUGUGAACGAAAUGCCCUGAAAGUAUCACCUGCAAGAACGGGAACAUCCUUAAGGAGGUAGAUGAGGGACAGGGCUAUUCCAUCACCAAUAUACUCAUUCCAAGUCACUUUGAAACUGCAACAACAUCGCUUGGGCAAGGUGGGGUACAUGAAGAACUGAGCGUAAAUAAGUACCUCCUGUUUUUUUUCCGCAUACGUUUUACUUUGCUACAUGGGAGGAAAAAAAAGCGUUAUGGGUCUCGGGUAUGGCUUUGUUUCCUUAUGCCCGAUACGUCUUUCCUGAGCUUUGUAAAAAUGAAUUCAUUUCAGGUCUCUCCAAUCCUCUUCUAUUGAUUUGCUCUGAGGUCUUGUGUUAACAAUAAAGCAGCAAACAGGCCCAAAGACCAAACAGUCGCCUCAGCAAGAGCAGUAAAAACGCAAUCUAAACCUGAGACAGCGUUGCAGGAGAUCGGGGCUCUUCUCUGGACACUUGACUGCAAUGGAAUGAAUGGAAGACCUGGGUUUCUUGGUGCAACACUGGUAUGCAAAACCAGUGCUGCCUAAUUAACAAGACAAUGUCAAGUGCUACACAAAUACCAAUAGUUAGACUUCAGCUACAGUUAUGGCUUCCACUGCAGAGAGGAUGCCUGGGAUCUGUAGCCUCAGCCAAGUGGGAACACCUGAAACAUGGCAGAAAGCAUGAAAAUAAUUCCCUCACCUCUCAGCAGCACAUGGAAAGUGGAGGGAAAUUCCCAGGUCCCUCACCCUUCUUUCAGUUGUGUCUUGUAGUUCACGGUUGCCGGGAAUUUCAAGAGGGAAAAAUGGGGAUUUGGAGGCGGGAGGGAUUUCUGUAGAAGUUACAUUACAGGGUUUCCAAGUUUCGGGGCAGGGUGUGAAAAUGACGGUUAUGUUCACCUCCUUCCUCGGUGGGCUGAACUGAGUCCUCAGUGCUCCCUCUAACUGGGGGUCUAGCAAGGGGAGAGACAGACCAGAUACUUUUACACUCCGUUUCCCUUGUUCACACAGAGCAGCGAGCCUUUCCUGUGAACUACCGUCAAGCUCUUGCACUGUUUGUAAAUAAUUGUGAUGUAGAAAUGUAGACUAGCUGAUGGUUCAGCUGACUGAGAGGGGCUUGUUCAGCGUUUGUUAAAAAUUAGCGCCUCCUCCUAGAUUGUUAUCUUCCAAGUGCAGGGCUCUCUUCUGUGUUUUUGUUUUAAUCCAGACAUGAGUCACACUGAAAUGUCUUGGUCCCUGAUUUUGUGUUAGAAGAAAAUGAUCGUGAACCCAGAGCUGUUUUGGAAAUGAAACACUGUUAAAUGUGUUGUCUUGGGUUAUUUUGAGUGACCUUUUAAGUGUUUAGCCUCGCAGUAGGUGUAGAGCUUAGUGUUUUACUGCAAGUCUGCAAUGUUGAGUGCUGGGCUGCAGUGUUCAGUAGCUUAGUGCUGAGUACUGGAACGCAGCGUUCAGCAGCUUAGCCCUUAGUGCAGGAUUACAGUAUGUUCAGUCGGUCAGAGUUGAAGGCUGACAUGCAGUGUUCAGUUGCUCAGUGUUGGGUAACUGGGCUGUAGUGUUCAGUAGCUCAGCACUGUGUGCCGGAUGCCAGUUUGUAUAAAUUACUGUUUAUGUACUUUUAAAGCACAGCAUCUGAAGGAAAGACACAACAGUCUGACUUGGGCCAAAGCAGCAUUUUCCUAGUAAAAAUAAACUCACAGAAAGAGAAAAUUAGCAUCUUUGUUACACUGCUGUUACUUUCAUUUGUUUUGUUUAUUUUAAUGUGUUAACUUAAAAUGGUGUUUGACUGUUGGGCACCUUAAGACUACUCACUGGAUAAUUUAUAGUCAAACCUUUUCACAGCCUUGGUCCAUGACAGCGCAUUAGGCUAUGAGGAGGUGGGAAGAGUCAAGGUACUGUAUGUAACAAGCAUUUAAUCCUGCAAAGACAGACAGACACAAUACAACAGCUGCUGGAUGUCAGGGAGGGGUUGAGGUUGCCUUGGAAACUUCGGAAUCAAACAAGGAGCAUUCCAGGGGUCUGGAAAGAGCACCGACAGCCCCUGCUUCAUCUUAGCCUACGCUGUCCCGAAAAGAGCUUUUCGAAACACCGUUUGACUGUAACCGAUGUGAAUCUGUGAACAUUAAAAGGUGUGAGGCAAGCGUAAGACCGGAACCGGGAGUCAAGUGAGACAAAACAAACAUACUGUGCCUUGUUUCGAUUUUUAUUUUAUUUUAGCUGGAUGUAUUGAAGUGAACGAUGUCACAUGCAGGACUAGAAAUGCAAGGCUGGGAGAAGGAGACAGCGUGUUUGUUGCAGCCCCACAGAACAAUCUCCAGACCUCAGGUUGGCUCCAGCAGCUCCCGAAUUACAUUACUAAACGAAAUGAACAAGAAAGAAAAGAAGGGAACUCAAUUUUCUUUGAUUAAGUUAAACUAUUUAAAUACUGCUGACAGCUCAGAUGAAUCACUGUAAACAUUCUUUAAAGAGCUGACUGCAACCCUAGGACUCGGAGGAAUAUUGCUCUGGUGUGGAUUUCAAAACGACAUGAUAGCGACCUUCCCGCUUCUACUUUUUUUUUAAUUCUUAAUCUUCAGGAUUUCCUGCAUGUGUUUUUUUUUUUUAGAGGACUGCAUAUAGCACCCAAAAGAAAAAAAAAUAUAGAGAAUUUCAGUUCUUAAUUGGUUUUACACUUUCGGGUCAUCCGAGUUUUUUUUUAACCUUCACAAAUGAUUAAAGCAGCGUCUCCCUUCUCAGCCCUCAGCAAAAUGCUUUUUGGGAGCUCUUCUAACCUCUGAAAACUGUAAACGACUGUUAAAAUCUUCCUCUUCCUCUGAUUUUUAAUGGUGUUUUUUUUUGCUACUGUGUGUAAAUUAAGAUGUACUUGUGAACCUGAAGCUUGUAGUUAUUUUUUACUGUUGUUUUGAAAGAAAACAAUGCCAAAUAAACGUGACUUAAAAACAAA
This is a messenger RNA of Lepisosteus oculatus (spotted gar), 6173 nucleotides long. RefSeq names its product cell surface glycoprotein MUC18. Lineage: Eukaryota; Metazoa; Chordata; Actinopteri; Semionotiformes; Lepisosteidae. The record is from RefSeq and is a predicted model, not a curated record. Gene Ontology annotation, cellular component: plasma membrane. Gene Ontology annotation, molecular function: laminin receptor activity.